ACCUCAUUGGCAUGGCAUGCCUGUCUUUUUUGAUUGCUCUCGGACUCAGUUAUCCAGACAAGUGUGCUUGUCUGUGAGUGUGUGAGAGAGAGAGGGAGAAUGAAAAACUUCUAGUUGUGUUGUGUUGUGUAAUAGAAAAAGGUUUAAAGAAGGGGAAAAUUUCUCAGACCACUUCCAAAAACAAUCAUAGAAAUCAGAAAAAGCAACCUCAGACACGCACAGUCACAGGGUAGCAAGUGAAGUUACGAAAACAGCCUAAUGAGUUUCUGUCAAGUGUUUUUAACUUUUGGGGCUGUGUCAUGUGCUGCAUUUUAGUAACAAGACUUUUCUAAAUCACUAAUACAGCUCUCAAACGGGCACUCAUCAUUCAACUCUGUUAAAUCUCAGUUAAGUGGUUCCCUUGAUGCUUGACAUCUAAGCUCCGUUCAAUCAUUUUCGAGGCCUAUUGGGAUUCUUAUAUUAAAGAGAUCGAAGAGAUGGGAUCUCACUGGAGUCCCAGCCAGCCCAGUUGUGUUGGGGAAAUAACUCUGGGACUUUCGCAAACUCGAACUUUGUCUUUCAGAGGGCCAUUAGGCUUUCGAGCAUUAGCCUUUUGGAUUUCUCAUUUGUUUUUGUACUAUACUGCAAUUUUUUGUUUUUUUGGGUUGUGUUCUCCUUUAAAUGUCACAAUAUGAAUCAUUCAGAAUUGUGUUUGUUGUAGACUUGUAGUGCAUAACUGUUUUGAUUAUCGGAUUCUUGUAUGCAUCUCUUCUGGCAAAUAGUACUAGGGUUCAAAAACUAGAGCUUGAUUCUUGAAAUUUGUAAUAUUCUUCAAGUGGUGAAGAAAGAUAGUAGGUAGAGAUAAUAUCAAAGUCAAGGUCUACAUCCCUAUUCUCGUUGUAAAUACCAUAGCUUUAUGUAGUUGUUCUUGAAGCCGUGCUGAGUAUGGCUGAAAUUAGAGUACCGAAGGUAGAGCAGGGUGGUCAGACCAAAAUAAAAAAUGUGCCAAUUGCAGUGACACCAGAGGGUUUCUGGUGCUGCCCCUCUCCUGUUGUGUUUCAAAAGACCCCAAAGACACAAAGUCCUCUAAACAAACCGAAAUCAUCGCCUCCAACACCCUCACCGAAUACUGCAUUUCAGAAGAAAAGUUCUGUAAGUGAGAAAAAGCAAGCAGCCCUAGCACCAAAAUCCAAUCUUGUUUCAAGUGAUCAAAAAGCUCCUAAUUCUGAUGCAUCGCCACCUAGUCUGCCAUCCAUUACUGAGAGGACACUUAGGGUGAAGACGGAAAAUGUGCAGAGGAAGGUGUCAAUUGAGUUUGGGGAACCUGGAACGAGCGAUCUGAAGGUGAUUUUACUCGGGAAACAGGGCUUUGCUGUGAAGUUGAGUGUCCACAAGAAAAUUUUGGUUGAGCAUAGCAGAUUUUUUGCAAACAAAAUUUCAGAGCAGCAGCUUGUUUUUCCGUGUCUUGAAAUUGACGACUGUGAUGAUGUUGAAAUCUAUGUUGAAACUGUUGGACUUAUGUACUGCAAAGAAUUGAAGCAGCGGCUGAUCAAGCAAAGUGUUCCUCGUGUCCUGCGCAUCCUCAAGAUUGCAGAACAACUGGGCUUCACUUCAUGCAUACAGUCUUGCUUGGAAUACUUGGAAGCAGUCCCCUGGGUAGGAGAGGAAGAAGAAGACAAAGUAGUUAAUUCAGUGUUACGCCUGCAGGGGGAGGGAAUUGGAGUGACCCCAGUAUUGAAGCGUGUCUCUUCUGAUGUUUCAAAGCCACCUAAGGAUACACUGUCCCAAAUUCUGGAGUUGAUGCUGAAGAGCAAUGAGGAGAGAGGCCGACGUGAAAUGAAAUCCAUUGUGCUGAAGCUCCUUCGGGAAAGUAACAGUCUUCCUAGCUGCUCAAGUUCGGUUGAUGCAUGCAACGCAAUAAUUUAUGGAUCAUGCAGAAGCUGCAUGGAUGUGCUGUUGUCGGCAUUCAGACAAGCUACUGAAUCUGAGUUGACCAGCAAGCUACAUGAUUGCAAAGAACCAUUCCUAAAGCAGAUAUCUCUAGAAGCUGAUAAUCUUUCAUGGUUGCUUGACAUUUUAGCUGACAGGCAGGCAGCUGAUGAGUUUGCAGUAAUGUGGGCUAGCCAGCAAGAACUGGCUUCCCUUCAUGGAAAACUUCCUAUCAUGUCUCGAUACCAUGUUAGCUGUAUUACAGCAAGGCUUUUUGUUGGAAUAGGAAGGGGGGAGCUUCUGCCCUCAAAGGACAUCCGUCUCUUGUUAUUAGAAACCUGGUUGCAACCAUUGAUUAAUGACUAUAAUUGGUUACAACAUGGGUGCAGGUCAUUUGAUCGGAAAGUUGUGGAGGAAGGAAUCGGCAGGACCAUUCUCACAUUGCCUCUGGAGGAGCAGCAGAGCAUUUUGCUAGGUUGGUUGGGCACUUUUCUAAAGGCUGGUGAUAGUUGCCCAAAUCUUCAGAAAGCUUUUGAGGUCUGGUGGCGCAGGACUUUUGUUAGACCAUAUACAGAUUCAGUUAACCCCCCUCAGUCAGAUACCACCGUGGGGUUGAAGAUAGUAGAGAAAUAAAUUAAAAAAAAAGAAGAGAGAGAUUACUGAGUUUACUGAUGCAGAGUUUACUGAGGUAUACUGGGGUUUCAGUCUCUUUUUGAGUUUUAAGAGCAUGGAAAGCAAUAUAUGGCCGGAAGUCCAUAUGCAGAAGCCAUCCUCAUUUCAGGAUAAAACAGUUCCUUCUCUGAAGCUUAAACAAUUCCAUGAAUCUCAAAAUUCGAGCUGAUGCAUUACGGGCUCAGAGAGAUUCAUCAGGUUAAGGAGUUCAGAUUGCUUGGUGUUUGUAAAAGUUUGUAAAAUACAGUGUUGACUGUAAUGCAUGUCUGAGUCUGAGUUACAUUUGAUACGCUUGGUUCUGAAGUGAAGUGAUGUCAACUGUAAUGCAUUUCUCACAGAAAUGAGAGAAGCUGAUUUAACUACAAUCCAA
Molecule: messenger RNA, 2950 nt
Organism: Coffea eugenioides
Lineage: Eukaryota; Viridiplantae; Streptophyta; Magnoliopsida; Gentianales; Rubiaceae
Product: BTB/POZ domain-containing protein At3g50780
Exons: 3
Coding region: 925-2541 (538 amino acids)
Source: RefSeq, a predicted model, not a curated record